This is a messenger RNA of Scatophagus argus, 2886 nucleotides long. It is a transcript of the gene mmp9, whose product is annotated as matrix metallopeptidase 9. The record is from RefSeq and is a predicted model, not a curated record. Gene Ontology annotation, biological process: extracellular matrix organization; proteolysis; collagen catabolic process. Lineage: Eukaryota; Metazoa; Chordata; Actinopteri; Scatophagidae. Gene Ontology annotation, cellular component: extracellular matrix. The coding region runs from base 195 to 2270 and encodes 691 amino acids. Gene Ontology annotation, molecular function: zinc ion binding; metalloendopeptidase activity. The transcript is spliced from 13 exons.
GCAACCUCAACAAGGCAGAGACAGCAAGAACCACCAGUCAAAACAAAGAGUGAAGAGCAAAGCCAACACUGAAGGAGAAACACAGUCGAUCUUCAGCUGAGAAGCUUUUUUAAUUUUUUGUGUCAGAAUAUUUGUUCAUUUCAGGGCUUUGUUUUUGUUGCUACAACUUGCAUCAGUCUACAGACAAUCUCAUCAUGAGAUUCUGUGCUUUAGCUGUGUGUUUCAUUUUGGGGAUAAGUAUUCAGGAUGGAUGGAGCCUUCCCCUCAAGUCUGUUUUUGUCACCUUCCCUGGAGACAUCAUCAAAAACAUGACAGAUAUGGAGGUGGCAGAAAGUUAUCUGGAUAAGUAUGGCUACACGAAGAAAGAGUUUCGCAGUGGCUUCCAGUCUAUGGUAUCCACUUCCAAAGCUUUGAAGAUGAUGCAGAGGCAGAUGGGGUUGGAAGAGACAGGAGAGCUGGACAAGCCCACCCUGGACGCCAUGAAACGGCCUCGCUGCGGGGUUCCUGAUGUGGCCAACUACCAAACAUUUGAAGGAGACCUCAAAUGGGACCAUCACGACAUCACUUAUAGAAUUCUGAACUACUCUCCAGACAUGGGGAGCUCACUGACUGAUGACGCCUUCGCUAGAGCCUUCAAGGUGUGGAGUGAUGUGACCCCUCUGACUUUUACUCGCCUCUUUGAUGGGACGGCUGAUAUCAUGAUAUCAUUUGGAAAAGCCAACCAUGGAGACCCAUACCCAUUUGAUGGUAAGGAUGGCCUUCUGGCCCAUGCUUAUCCACCUGGUGAGGGUAUCCAGGGAGACGCCCACUUUGACGAUGACGAGUACUGGACUUUGGGGAAAGGACCAGUUGUGACGACCAGCUAUGGGAAUGCGAAUGGUGCUCUAUGCCACUUCCCCUUCACUUUUGAGGGCAAAUCCUACACCACGUGUACCACUGAUGGCCGUGAAGACAACCUGCCAUGGUGCGCCACCACAGCAGACUACACCAGAGACAAGAAAUAUGGCUUCUGCCCAAGUGAACUUUUGAACACAUUUGGAGGAAACGCAGACGGUGCUCCUUGUGUCUUCCCCUUUGUCUUUCUGGGGAAUAAAUAUGACAGCUGCACAACAGAGGGCCGCAAUGACGGCUACCGCUGGUGUGCCACCACAGACAACUAUGACAGGGACACAAAAUAUGGAUUCUGUCCCAGUCGUGACACUGCUGUAAUUGGUGGAAAUUCAGAAGGAGAGCCUUGCCACUUCCCCUUUGUGUUCCUGGGUAAAACGUACGACUCCUGCACUAGUGAGGGGCGAGGAGAUGGCAAGUUGUGGUGUGGUACCACUGCCAGUUAUGAUGAUGACCAGAAGUGGGGCUUCUGUCCUGACAGUGGUUACAGUCUGUUCCUGGUGGCAGCCCAUGAAUUUGGACAUGCCCUGGGCCUGGAUCACUCCAACAUAAGAGAUGCUCUCAUGUACCCCAUGUACAGCUAUGUGGAAGACUUCUCCCUGCAUAGAGAUGACAUUGAAGGCAUUCAGUAUCUCUAUGGAAGCAAAACAGGCCCUGAUCCCACCCCCCCUCAGCCUGACACCCCCACCACUGACUCCUACCCAGACCCUGAUGAGACUGAAGCUACAGAUGAACCUGAACCCACUGAGCCCACCACCACUGCCACCCCACAUCCUGUGGAUCCAACCAAAGACCCCUGCAAGUUCACCAAAUUUGACACCAUCACUGUGAUUGAGGGAGAACUGCAUUUCUUCAAGGAUGGAAAUUACUGGAAGACGUCCAGUAGGAGUGAUGCAGGACCCAAGGGACCAUUUGCUGUUUCUGAGAAGUGGCCUGCUCUGCCAGCAGUCAUUGACUCUGCUUUUGAGGACCUUCUGACCAGGAAAUUGUACUUCUUCUCAGGGACCCGAUUCUGGGUGUACACAGGGAAGAGUGUGCUGGGGCCCCGCAGCAUAGAGAAGCUUGGCCUCCCCAGCAGCAUUCAGAAGGUGGAGGGGGCACUGCAGAGGGGGAAAGGCAAAGUCCUGCUCUUCAGUGGAGAGAACUUCUGGAGGCUUGAUGUGAAGGCCCAGAGCAUUGACAAAGGGUACCCCAGAUACACAGAUGUUGUCUUUGGUGGUGUCCCCAGUGAUGCUCAUGAUGUAUUCCAGUACAAAGGUCACUCCUACUUCUGCCGGGACCGCUUCUACUGGCGUAUGAACUCUCAAAGGCAGGUGGAUCGUGUUGGCUAUGUGAAAUAUGACCUCCUCAAGUGCUCAGAUUCUUCAAGCAUUCGCUACUGAGGAGAUGAACACACUGGGAUAAGCUGGAAAUUGUCUGUAAUGUGGUAGCACCUACUUAUCCCUUCUGUGCAAGUGACAGGGAGAAUAACAUGCAGUUAUUUGUGUAUAGCACCUGUUGUAUGAUGUGUGUGCUUUGAUGUGAAUAAUUGGUCAUCGUUGAUGUUGGCUAAGUCUAAAAUAUACAGCACUGGCCUAUAAAUAGCUUGAGUUAAAGGCCUGAAGGAAAGCAGAGCAAACUGCAAUCUCUGUCACUGCCCUGCCCUCAGUCUGAUCAUCUGUGAACUAAUAGGUUAUGAUGGUCUAAAGAUCCAUAAUCACAAUAAAAAUAUUCCCAAAAGCAAACUAGAUUUGCUAAUUAACUCCUUUGUGUCUGACAGGCUCAGACUCUUUAACAGUAUUGGAUUAUUUUGGUAUUUAUAGCAAUAUCUAAUAUUAUUUUUGUGUCCUAAAGCUUGUUUUUUUGUAUAAUUCUGUGUAUUUCUGAAAAUGGCUUCAAAGCCAAUUACUUGCACUGGAAGACAAUGCAUGUCUCCUUCACUGAAAUUAUUUAUGAGUGAUGCGUUUUGUAUUUAAGUUUUAACUUUCAAUGCAAUAAACAUUCAAUGAGAACUACCUA